Molecule: messenger RNA, 4141 nt
Organism: Corythoichthys intestinalis (scribbled pipefish)
Lineage: Eukaryota; Metazoa; Chordata; Actinopteri; Syngnathiformes; Syngnathidae
Product: kelch-like protein 38
Exons: 5
Coding region: 199-1941 (580 amino acids)
Molecular function (GO): protein binding
Source: RefSeq, a predicted model, not a curated record
UCAUAAAGUCACACAGCAGCAACACGAGAGUAAAGAGGGAGAAAGUACAAGAAAAUGUCAAGACAUCAGUUUUUCUGCUGACUGCAUGCCAGAAAUACAUUGAAGGACCCUGCAAGAAGUCUGAUAUAGAGGCAAAAAGGUGAUCUAUACAGACUGAACCCAUCAGACAAUCAAUUUGCGACGUGUCCCUCCGAAGCAAUGGAGGUGUUCUGCUACAAAGAUAUAGAGCAGUCAUCCAACCUGCUUCUCCAGCUCAACACCCUGAGACAGGAGAACCUUCUCACAGAUGUGUUACUUUGUUCAGACAACACAGAGAUCCCUUGCCACCGCAACGUGCUGGUUUCUAGCAGCCCCUACUUCCGAGCCAUGUUCUGCAAUAACUUCACAGAGAGGCAGCAGACCAGAAUCAACCUGCACGGCCUGACAUCAGCCACCUUGAACACCAUCAUGGACUAUGUUUACACGGGCCUGGCUCAUAUCAGCAUGGAUAAUGUGCUGCCUCUCAUGCAGGCCACGUCAAUGUUGCAGUACGCUCGUCUAUUCGAGGCCUGCUCCAGCUUUCUUCAAGACCAGCUGAACGCUGACAACUGCUUGAGCAUGCUAAGGUUCUCAGAGAUCAUGAACUGUAAUAGUUUGAGAAAAAAGGCAAAGGAUAUGGCAAUGAAGAACUUCUAUGACGUGUCUCAUUCAGAGGAUAUGUGUGAACUCUCUUUGCCAGAGCUAAUGGGUUACCUGGAGGAUGAUUCUCUUUGUGCAGAAGAAGAGCAGGUCUUUGAGACCCUUGUUGCUUGGAUCCGCUAUGACCCCUUACCCAGACGCAGUGCCAUUAGUGACCUCUUUAAGAAAGUGCGCCUUCGCUACAUCCACCCCACCUAUUUGUUCCAGUUCAUUGCCAGCGACCCUCUAAUCCAGUCCUCUACCCUCUGCAUUGAGCUAAUCGAAUCAGUGCGCCGCCUCCUGUUUUCCCUUGGCACCAAAUAUUUUGGGGACUUAACCAGCGACUUCAAGCCAGUAUGGAUUGCACCCAGGCGCUGUACCUACUAUGAUAAUCUGGUGGUAGUAGGAGGAAGAAAGAAUAAUGAACAGACCUCAAGGGAAGCUAUAGUGUUUGAUGAGAAUUGUCAAGAGUGGAAACGUCUGGCCAAACUUCCUAUCAGACUCUACAAAGCUUCCUAUGUGGCCCUUCACAGUGUGGUGUAUGUCACUGGAGGCCUUACCACCAAUUCUAAAUACUGCCAAGCCUGUCCAACAGUCUAUACCCUCUCACUCAAGACCAACGAGUGGCGGAUGGCCCAGCCCAUGCUGGAGCCACGAUUUGCCCACCAGAGUGUCUCCUACUUGCAUUUUAUCUUCAUCCUGGGGGGACUUGGGUGCAACAGACAACUGACAGACAGUGUGGAAAGGUACAACAGCAUGUUCAACCAGUGGGAGUCCAUGGCCCGCAUGCCUGUGGCUGUGCUGUACCCUGCUGUGGCUGCCACCAACCAGAGGAUCUACAUGUUUGGAGGAGAGGAUGACUUGCAGAACCCAGUCCGACUCACUCAGGUGUAUCACAUUGCCAGGAACAUGUGGUGCAAGAUGGAGAACAGAACAGUGAAGAAUGUGUCUGCUCCUGCCGUUGUGAUGGAUGAAAAAAUUUACAUUGUUGGAGGAUACACGAGAAGGAUGAUCGCAUAUGACACUACAGCCAACUGCUUCCUCAAGUGUGCCAGUUUGAAAGAGAGGAGAAUGCAUCAUGCAGCUGCAGUGCUCAAUAACAAACUGUACAUCACUGGCGGACGAUAUAUUAAUGGUCACGAUGUCAUUGAGGACUCAGACAAUUUCGAGUGCUAUGACCCAAGGACAGAUGCUUGGACAGCCAAAGGAAGUUUGCCGUAUAAACUCUUUGACCAUGGCUCUCUUACGCUGACGUGCGUGUCACAGACCUGGACUAACUCAUAGCUAGGACAAUCAGCUGUUGCACUGAUGAAAGUGAAAGGUCCUAUUUGAGAUGAUUCGCUCCUAUAUGCAACAAUCGUUAGCUCCUGAUAGAAAUCAGUAAGUCACGCUCCUUAAAAGAACAUGUUCGCCACACUAAUAUUAGUUAGUGUUGUGCAUGAACGCGUUCAAUGAACGAUCGUUCACGAACACGUUAAUAUUUUAGGUGAACGUAAAUUGAACAAUUGAACAACAGCGGAAAACUAUCCGAGCUAUCGUAACCUGGUGUUAUGUCAGAUUUUGGUGCUGAAGCUUUUAUGGCGACGAAUAAGCAUUCUUUUACAUUCAGUUGGACUCUCUAUAUUAUUCAAAGAUGCUAAAUAAACAAGGAACAUCAUAAACAUACAUGUGCAACAUGAAUACAGCGUAAGUAAAUGCUUUAACUGCACGGGGAGGGCGUCAAUUAUGAGAGAGCAUUGUGCAGUCGAGUUGAGCAAACCACAUGGUAGGAUGUGUGUGAGGAGAACUUUCCUUCAUUUGCCUCCAUUGCCAAACAUACAGUAUUCCUUGCUUUAUAGAAAGUUUUUGGUGCUUACUUUGUAAUCGCUGCAUUCACGGCCAUUUGUAAUGUUACGCGCACGCGCAGAAUGGCAAAGUUGCAAUGUCUGAUGCGGUCCAAAGUCUGACAGAACACGGCCCAGUACCAACAUUAAAACCAGUUUUACGAACAGGUCAGUAGCGAUGCUGAUUUGAAAUCGAGUAUGAAAAUGAAUCUGAUGAAAUUUCAGUGUUAAAAUGGAUAAAAUAAUUGCUGUGUGUGGUUCUAUAUGAACUCUGUCAAUGAUAGCUUGAUGCAAUUAUUGGAGAGAAGAAAGAACAGAACUACAAAAGAGAAAGAAAAUCUCGACUACUCCUUUAUGUCUGCGAUUUCUGCAUCGCCACCGUUGUUAUAUUACUGUUUCAACCAUAAAAUCCCCAAAAAGUCCGGCUCUGGCCAUUCACAGCUGUGUCUUGACACUCGGUGAUACAUGCUACACCGGGUUUUUGGAUCGAAAAAAGGUAAGUACGCAAUAAUAUUUCGUUAAAAUAUAUAUAUAUACAUAUAUAUAAAUACAUAUAUAAACAUAUAUGGCAAAAAACACUCAGGUGGCUCCUCUAUGCACGUAUAAUACAUCAUUGGAAAGCUUAAAAUCUUUAUUUUGUAGUGGAAGAAACAUUUUGAGCAGGAGGGUAUUUAAAAAAAUAAAAUAAAAUAAAAAUAAAACCCCUAAACCCUAAGUAGAGGUGAGAGGAUGAGAGAGCAUAAUUAAAGACACUGUGAUUUUAACGAGCUAUUAUUGCGUACUUACCUUAUUUCGAUCCAAAAACUCCAUGUAGCAUGUAUCACCGAGUGUCAAGACACAGCCGGACUUUUUGGGGAUUUUAUGGCUGAAACACGGUAAUAUAAUAAGGGUCGAGAUGCAGAAAUCGCAGACAUCAAGGAGUGGUCGAGAUUUUCUUUUUCAAAUAUUUACCCUUUUAAAUGUUUUUUUCCAAUUUUUUCUUUGUUCGGAUUGAUGAUUUAUCAUUUAAAAUAUCGGGGAAAAUGCGACAGUAACAAAAAAAAUACCAUAAAGCGAUAGUUAUGAGAUAAAAAUCCCUGAUCUAUUUACAGACAGUAUUUUUUCAUUGCGACGUAAUUUGUUUAAAAGUUUAAAAUAUGCGAGUGAUAAAUUUUCUAAAGUUGUUGUUUUUCAAACUAAAUAUUCGACAUCAACUAAUGAUUCCAAGCUAUACUGGAAAUGAUAGACCUUUCAAAUAAUAUACUACUAUACUAUAUAUAAUAUACUUACCUUCUUUUUAUGGGUGGGUUAAAACAAAAGCGAUUGCGCGGUGUCCGUAAACGCGAGUCUCCAGGGUAAAACAGACAGAUUACAAAUAGUUCGGGGGCUUAAUGUGCCAUGAAACUGUUAUGGCAGCAUACAGACAUACAGUAUAGUUCUAUCAAAGAUGGGUGUAAGAGCAGAAACUGCUUUUUUCAGCUUUGUCUGCGUUUUCCGUUAGUUUUUUUUUUUUUUUUUUUUUUUUAUACUUUGGGGGAAAAAGUGAAAAAUCAUGCCUAAUAUGUAUCUCUUUCCAAUGCUAAAUCUGAAUAAAUACAUUAAACUCACAUUUAAAAAAAAAAAAAAAUUGUUUUUUGGUUGGGGAGGCGCUACUUCACGAUUUUUCCCUUAUCGCGGCAGGU